GAAGAGCCCAAGCAGUGGCAUCCGGAUCCGCUCGUAUCGAGAGUAGACCAACGAGGCCAGCAAGCGCUCCAGCCCGAUGGCCAGCAGGCAAUAGCCGGACGCCUCCAGCGGGGUUUUAUUGAUGACGGAUUGCACGAAACAGAAAUGCUCACCAGAUGUCAAAUCGCACGAGUGCUGAAUGAAUGA
Anisakis simplex (herring worm) is the source of this 186-nucleotide messenger RNA. The record is from the annotation of a GenBank genome assembly. NCBI's taxonomy places the organism in Eukaryota, Metazoa, Nematoda, Chromadorea, Rhabditida, Anisakidae.